Myxocyprinus asiaticus (Chinese sucker) is the source of this 2980-nucleotide messenger RNA. Its product is annotated as transmembrane protein 106B. The record is from RefSeq and is a predicted model, not a curated record. The coding region runs from base 165 to 968 and encodes 267 amino acids. The transcript is spliced from 8 exons. Lineage: Eukaryota; Metazoa; Chordata; Actinopteri; Cypriniformes; Catostomidae.
UGGCCGACAGUGGAUUGACUUGCUAGAGAGACUUUGGCUAAACCUUCGCCAUAGUUUGAUUCGUAUUUCGUGUCCAAGAGACGUCGCACUACGCAUGUCAGGCCAAGAGAAACGACAUUUGCAUGACGACUGUGGAGCUCAAGUAAACGAAUUCACGUGUAAAAAUGGGGAAGGCUCUUUCCCACCUGCCUAAGCAUACCUGUCAUGAUGACUGUCAGGAUAGCUUGACUUCAUCACCUGGCUACAGUGCUAUGCAAACUGAUGAGAGCAAGAAUGGGGGCGACGUGUCGCAGUUCCCAUAUGUAGAGUUCACUGGCCGAGACAGCGUUACCUGCCCCACAUGCCAAGGCACUGGAAGAAUCCCACGAGGCCAAGAAAACCAGCUGGUGGCUUUGAUCCCAUACAGUGACCAAAGGCUGAGACCAAGGAGAACCAAGCUGUACGUGACUGCUUCAGUCAUUUUGUGCCUGCUGCUCUCCGGCCUGGCUGUGUUCUUCCUUUUCCCACGUUCCAUUGAUGUGAACUAUGUGGGAGUAAAGUCUGUCUACGUUUCCUAUGACCAGAGCAAACGCAUCGUUUAUCUCAAUAUUACUAACUUGCUGAAUAUUACUAACAACAACUAUUACUCUGUGGAUGUGGCCAACAUUACAGCCCAGGUGCAGUUUUCCAAGACGGUGAUUGGAAAAAGCCGUGUUAGCAACAUCAUCUCUAUUGGCCCCCUGGACAUGAAGCAGAUUGACUACAUGGUGCCCACCACCAUAGCAGAUGAAAUGAGUUAUAUGUAUGACUACUGCACCCUGCAGAGCAUCAAGGUGCACAACAUUGUGGUUAUGAUGCAGAUAACAGUCACUGCAGUGUAUUUUGGCCAUGCUGAGCAGGUGUCUCAGGAGAUGUACCAGUAUGUGGAUUGCGGAGGGAACACUACAUCCCUGCACGAGUAUAGCCUGAAUACCCCUUGGGCAGGCUAGAGUUGACCCUGAUGUAGUAUAAUGCACCACCCUGUCCCUCACCUCUCCACUCCUUGUCAUUGUUUCAGCAAAAUUGGUUGAAUGACUACUAGAGGUCUGCAACCCGACGGGUUUCGGGCUGGGUUCGGGUCAGUUUUUACACGUAGGACUUCGGGUUUGGGUUUGUAAUAAAUGAAAAAAUAAACAGGCUUACCGAACUUGUUUCACACACAUGCUCUCACUCACAGAUACGCGCGAAUGGACGAGUGAGGGUCCAUUCACACAGAAUGUGUUUUUGCGCACGUCUGUUCUGUUUUCCCAUUGUUUAAACACAUGUUGGACGAAUGUCUUUGACAUUUGCACGUGUCUCACUUUUUCUUCUGCGUCUCGCGCAGGACCAGCAUAUUUUAAACACCGUGUCAAGUUAAAAAGAACUUAAAAUUUUCAAAAAAGCAUGUUGAGACACCUGUGCACUGUUUCAUUCUUUGUGCUGCAUCUAGAUUGUUUUUAGCACAGGUGUCACAAAGAUUCAACAUUCUAAACAAAUUCAGGCUGUAUAGAGGGGACUGUUGCAUUGUUUCAUAUUAUUACAGAUUGUUCUGCACCAAGUGCAGUUUCAGCAAAUAAACGGUAAGGCAAUGCUUUUUCCCCUUUCUGCUCUAGUGUACUAAGGGGCUGCUGAGCCUUGUUAAAACUGUGUAUGUUUACUGUUUCAGUACUGUUACGAAUGUUGCAGCAGUACUUGCUAGGAGAAGAAAUUAGAUAGUAAGCAAUUUUGGGUUCAGGCUUAAAAUCUGAUGGUAGGCUAUCGUUUGGGCCAGGUAGGGUCGGGCCACAUUGUCAGUUCGGGUUUCAUUUUAAGUUUUAAUGUAGACCUCUGGGGACUACUAAUACAUUUCUCUGCCAAUUAACCACUAGAACAUGUUAGGGUGUUUGCAAUUCACGAAUGCACUUUAUAUUUCAUGUUCUUCAGGCAAUAUGAAUUUUUUUUUAGGUCUGCCUAAUUCUCAUUCCCUUUCACAUUGCCAAACUGAAUCAUGCAUUAUUGUGUUGGUAGAAGUUGUUCCCUUUUGACAAACAUACAUUGUUUUUAAGCACUACCUAUUUAAAAGCACUCUAAAAUUACUUGAUUUAAGACUACUGUUUGUAAAGUGCACUCCUGGUUCAUGUUUUUUUUUUUUUUUUUUUUCUCUCUCUGUUGUGUUCUGUAAUCUGAUAUUCAUUACAGUUUUUAAGUGAUGAGAUCAAACUGUCCAAACAUCCUAAGAGGCCCUGCAUGCUUUGGGAUCUUUACAUUGAGGUGAGAUGCACUUAUAGUGAUUAUUUAAAAGGAAAUAUUCCAGAAAAAUGGGUUACCUCAAGUUACAGUGCAUACCUCAUUUCACAUAACUAGUGCAAUCUCACAGGCUGUAAAAUUGGUACAGUUUGGUACACGUAGGAUUUUUCCAUCUUUGUCUGUUUUGCACUUUAGUGACAAAUGUACUAAUUGUCAUGGUUCAUAAGCUGUUAAACUCUCCAAAAUUGCCUCCAAAUGUAAAUAGACCGAUAAAGCACUAAAUCUGUAGGAAACCAACAAUCACUGGGAUCUGAGACUAUCUGGCUGCAUGCAAGAUGUUUUUGUAUUAAAUUAUCAUUCCCUCAGAUUCUCAACACAAUAACAUUGAUUUCAUGAAAUGAAUUUAAAUGCAUUUCAUUUAGAAGAAUUGUAGUAGUUUGCUUUUUCAUCUAGAAAAUUUGAUGUGAUGUGUCCAGCUACUUUAAAGGAGAGAACUUUCAUAACAUUUUUAACAUUCUCAAAGAGGACUAAAAGGACUACAUUUUUAAACAUUUGAAUCAUGUUUGUAAAAAGGUUCACAGAUCGAUAUUUUAUGAAAGAUGGUCUAUCGCCUAGGAAUAGCUACUAAAAUGACUUUGCAUUUGUGUAUUUUGUAACAAGCAUUUUCAUCAUGUACAUAUUUGUAUGUAGCACUUUUGAUUUUUGAGAAAAGAGGUUUGGACUGCUGUUGAGAUUGUUAUAAAUUAACUUGACCCUG